AUGAAACUGGACGUUAAGAGACAACUCUUUGCCCGCUCCGAACGGGUGAAGGGCAUUGAUUUCCACCCCACCGAGCCAUGGAUUCUCACCACUUUGUAUAGCGGUCACGUAUACAUCUGGUCUUACGAAACCCAAUCAAUUAUCAAAACUUUCGAGCUCACCGAUGUCCCCGUACGAGCUGGCCGUUUCAUCGCCCGCAAGAACUGGAUUGUUUGCGGUUCGGACGACUUCCAACUCCGUGUAUACAACUACAACACCUCCGAGAAGAUCGCCUCAUUCGAAGCUCACCCGGAUUACAUUCGUUCGAUCGUGGUCCACCCUACCCAACCCUUCGUUCUCACCGCCUCUGAUGAUAUGACGAUCAAACUCUGGGACUGGGAGAAGGGCUGGAAGUGCGUUCAGGUCUAUGAGGGCCAUAGUCACUAUGUAAUGGGCUUGUCUAUCAAUCCCAAGGAUACCAACACUUUUGCAUCCGCAUGUCUGGACCGGACCGUCAAGAUCUGGAGCCUUGGCUCCCCGCAUGCCAACUUCACAUUGGAAGCUCACGAAACGAAGGGAGUAAACCACGUCGAUUACUACCCUCAGGCCGAUAAACCGUACCUCCUCACCACCUCUGAUGAUAAGACGGUUAAGGUCUGGGAUUAUACGACAAAGGCUUUGAUCGCGACGUUGGAGGGACAUACGAGCAAUGUCUCUUUCGCUUGUUAUCACCCGGAAUUGCCGGUGAUCAUCUCGGGAUCCGAAGAUGGCACUAUCAAGAUCUGGCACGCAAACACAUACAGACUGGAGCAGUCGUUAAGCUAUGGCCUUGAAAGAGCUUGGUGUAUCGCUUACCAGCGUGGCAGACAGGGCAUUGCCAUGGGUUUUGAUGACGGUGCGGUAGUGGUCAAGAUGGGUAGAGAAGAACCUGCUGUCUCCAUGGACGGCUCCGGAAAGAUCGUCUGGGCAAGACACAAUGAGGUCGUCUCGACCGUUAUUAAAGGUGGUGAUGCUAGCCUUAAGGACGGAGCGCCGCUUUCCCUGCCCACCAAGGAACUUGGUUCCUGCGAAGUGUACCCGCAGACAUUGUCACACUCCCCCAACGGGCGAUUCGUUUCGGUGUGUGGUGAUGGGGAAUACAUCAUCUACACGGCUCUUGCCUGGAGAAACAAGGCCUUCGGACAAGCGCUGGACUUCGCCUGGGGCUCGAAGGACAACAGCAACGACUACGCCAUCCGCGAAUCCGCAACUAGCGUCAAGAUCUUCCGGAAUUUCAAGGAGGUCAGCGGUGGCCUGGACGUGGGAUUCCAGGCUGAGGGUCUGACUGGCGGUGUACUCUUGGGUGUGAAAGGACAGGGCGGAAUUGGCAUGUUCGACUGGGAGACCGGAAACCUGGUCCGCCGCAUUGAAGUCGAGCCGAAAUCUGUGUACUGGUCCGAGUCCGGCGAAUUGGUCACACUUGCUUGCGAGGAUACCUUCUAUGUUCUUCGAUUCUCGAGGGAGAACUACAUCAACGGUCUGAACGAGGGUGAGGCCGACGAAGAUGGCGUUGAGUCUGCCUUUGAGGUUGUAACAGAUGUCAAUGAAUCUGUCCGGACCGGUCAAUGGGUUGGCGACUGCUUCAUCUACACCAACUCGACCAACCGUCUGAACUACCUCGUUGGCGACCAGACUUACACUAUCUCCCACUUCGACCAGGGCAUGUACGUCCUUGGCUACCUGCCUCGUGAUGGCCGAGUCUACCUCGCUGAUAAGGACGUCAAUGUCGUGUCCUUCGGCCUCUCCCUCAGCAUGGUCGAGUACCAAACCGUGGUGCUGCGCGGAGACAUGGAGAUGGCUGCCGAACUCCUCAAGGACGUUCCCCAGGAUCAGAUGAACAAGGUGGCGCGUUUCCUCGAAGGCCAGGGCUACAAGGAGAUGGCUCUUGAAGUCGCGACGGACGCCGAACACCGCUUCGAGCUCGCUCUCGCACUUAACAACCUCGACAUCGCCCUUGAAAUUGCUCGUGAAGCCAACGUCGAGCACAAGUGGAAGAUUGUCGGGGAUGCCGCCCUGGCGGGAUGGAACCUCUCUCUGGCCCAGGAAUGUUUCGCCAACGCCAAGGACAUCGGCUCCUUGUUGCUUCUGCACACCGCCAGCGGCAACAAGGACGGCCUCCGCAAGCUGGCCGAGCAAGCCUCCGAGGCCGGCCUCCACAACGUCGCUUUCUCCACCCUCUGGUCUCUCGGUGAUGUGGACGGUUGUAUCGACCUCCUGGUGCAGACGAACCGACUUGCCGAAGCCGUCCUUUUCUCGCAGACCUACAAGCCCUCCCGCACGCCGGAACUGGCCGUCCAGUGGAAGGGGUCCCUUGAGCAAUCUGGAAAGACCAAGAUCGCCCGCCUGAUCGGUAUUCCCCCUGGCGCCCCCGACACCAUCACAACGGACGAUGACCUCUUCCCCGAGUGGGAUGAGUACCUCCGCCUUGAAAAAGAAGGCAUCGUUGCCGACGCCCCGUCCACCGGGUCUCUGAUCGAUGUUAACGGCGAUGAGGCCGCCGAGGAGGCAGGUGAAGCCGCCGCAGAAGAGACGGCGGAAACCAAUGGCGCGGCCGAGGUGGAAGCGGAGGCGUGA
Messenger RNA from Aspergillus terreus NIH2624, 2592 nucleotides. RefSeq names its product coatomer subunit beta'. NCBI's taxonomy places the organism in Eukaryota, Fungi, Ascomycota, Eurotiomycetes, Eurotiales, Aspergillaceae. The transcript is spliced from 6 exons. Gene Ontology annotation, biological process: endoplasmic reticulum to Golgi vesicle-mediated transport; intra-Golgi vesicle-mediated transport; intracellular protein transport. Gene Ontology annotation, molecular function: structural molecule activity; protein binding. The record is from RefSeq and is a predicted model, not a curated record. Gene Ontology annotation, cellular component: COPI vesicle coat. The coding region runs from base 1 to 2592 and encodes 863 amino acids.